UGCCGUCAUUGUCCUUUCACAAUUCGCUCCGGGUGGUUGGCAAACUGCUGGAGCCUCACGAAUCCACAUUAAAACAAGGAAAUCUGUUAGUCAGGAUGGGAAGCUGGUCUGCUCUGUGAGUGCAGGUCAUAUUUAACUUUGGCGAGUGACGGAUACAAGUGCCCAUCAGUCCACUUUGGCAACCUCUUCAAAAUGCCAGCUGCAGAAGAAGACCACAGUCAGAUAAUCCGUGAGGUAUGGGCAAAUAACCUGGAAGAAGAGAUGAGAAAAAUUCGCUUAAUUAUUCAAAAAUAUAACUAUAUAGCUAUGGAUACGGAGUUUCCUGGUGUUGUGGUAAGACCAAUCGGAGAAUUCCGAAGCACUGUAGAUUAUCAGUACCAGCUUCUUCGAUGUAAUGUGGACUUGCUGAAAAUCAUUCAACUGGGAUUGACAUUUAUGAAUGAGAAAAACCAGUAUCCUCCUGGAACCUCCACUUGGCAAUUCAACUUUAAAUUCAACCUUACGGAGGAUAUGUACUCACAAGACUCGAUAGAUCUGCUGAGAACGUCUGGGCUACAGUUCAAAAAACAUGAAGAAGAAGGAAUUGAAACUUCUUAUUUUGCAGAGCUCCUCAUGACAUCUGGGGUGGUGCUGUGCGAUAAUGUCAAAUGGCUUUCGUUUCACAGUGGUUAUGACUUUGGCUACUUGAUCAAGCUUCUAACCCAUUCACGACUACCAGAAGAAGAGCAAGAAUUCUUUGAUAUCCUGCAUUUGUUCUUUCCUGCUAUCUAUGAUGUGAAAUAUCUGAUGAAAAGCUGUAAAAAUCUUAAGGGUGGUCUACAAGAAGUUGCUGAACAGCUUGAGUUGGAGCGAAUUGGACGACAGCACCAGGCAGGCUCAGAUUCACUAUUGACAGGCAUGGCUUUCUUCAGAAUGAGGGAGUUAUUUUUUGAAGACAACAUUGAUGACACAAAAUACUGUGGACAUUUGUAUGGUCUUGGAUCAGGUUUAACUAACAACCACAAUGGGACAGCUGGGACAUCAGAAGAAGAAACCAACAGCAAACAGCACUGACCACAGCUGAGACGUUUUAUCAAAUCUUGAUGUUUUUAGACAGACAUUUUACUACAAAAUGAGUGUUAUUCUCCUAACACACAGUUUGGAGAUAUUUGGCAGUGUACUGCCUAGAGGUAUUAAAUCUGGCUGCUUUUUUAUUAAAAGAAGAAAACAUUUGCCAUUUAACAUUUGUAAAUGCUGUGCUGUUGCCCAUUGUUUUCCAAAUCAGUAAGUGACAUGAGAGGGAAGCCAGGCUGGGGUCAAUCUGCAGUGGUCCAGUAGGACCCUUUGGGAUUGUACUUUGAUCUAAGUUUAUUUGUUUCUAUCUUUAUUAAUCACUAUUUCUCUCCCCCCAACACUUUGUUUUCCUUUUGUUUCCUCUUUGUUUUUCUUGAAAGGUGAGUUGGAGUGAAAAUUACAUCACAUUGUUUUGCUUGUUUUAUGGAAUAAUAAGCUGGAGCAACAUGGACUUGUGCAUUGUAAUAACCUUGUGGUUUUAUUUUGAGAUUACAUAUCCAUGCCUGAAAAAACAUUCUUCCUGAAGGAUGGCUGUGGGUAUAAAAUUAUUUCAGGGCUAGACCUUUUUAUGUUCACGUUUAUUGUGUAUUUUCACAAAGUAUUUUAAUGCCUUGUAGAGUGGAAUUUUCACUAUUACAAUGGAAGGGAAAAAGCUUCCAGUUCCACUAAUGCCCUAUAAAUUAUUAUUAUGUUAAUUCAAUUGACUUAAACAGCUAAAAGCAGGAAUUUCAACUGGGGUAUUUAGCUUAUUUUAUGACAGUCCUGUUAUUAAUUUUCAACAUAAAUGAGUUCAUUUAAAACAUUGUUCUUGUUUAUGCUUUUAUCAAAUUCUUGUUAUUAAUGUUGUAAUUAAACCUGUUUAAAGUAAGAAAUAGAAUUAAGAUUUUUUACAUCAAUUUUUAAAAUAAAAUUGUUAAUUGUAAAUCUUGAUCUUUUCAUCAUCUGAGUAUCCUGUAGAAAGUAAAUAUAAUUUUGCAAUUAGUUCAUUCCAUUCACUGUGUUUGUAUCAUAGAUCUGAAAUGUGAUAUUGAAUAGUAGGUUAUGUACCAUUUUCCUUUGUGAACUGAAUUGGCCUGAGCCAUGUGCUUUUUGUUCUGAUCUGAUUAAUGACUGCAUUACUAAUACCACAGGGAUGAUAAAUUGAUCCAAGUCCCACUGGUUAAAUAUUACAGUUUUGCUUUGAGUUGAAUGAAAAGAGACACUUGUAUAUGGACUUGAACAAAAACUUAAAUGUUAGUUUCCCUUAUACAGUCAAUUUCUUAAUGUUGCUGGAGAGGGGUCUCUGUUGAUGGAAGUAGUUUUACAUGUAAAAUGUUUAACUUACUUCAUAUUUUGUGUUUAAUUAAUUCCAACUUACAAAAAUGGAUCUUAACUUAAAACCGUGGUGCAAGACGUAGCUAUUGAUAUUUCACAACAGAUGAAAGCCUUUUCAUUUAAAGCACUUCCCUCUACAGAAAGCUCCUUUUUAAAAAUUAAUUCAUUGUAUUUAAUAUUUUGGUUACGUUGCAAGCUAUCUGAAUCUUAUAAAAACUGAACCAAUGUAAUUUAAAUAAGUUUGUAAAUUAAAAGUUUGAUUUGUAAAAGAAGUGUAUAAUUGA
Hemiscyllium ocellatum (epaulette shark) is the source of this 2651-nucleotide messenger RNA. It is a transcript of the gene cnot8, whose product is annotated as CCR4-NOT transcription complex, subunit 8. The transcript is spliced from 7 exons. The record is from RefSeq and is a predicted model, not a curated record. Lineage: Eukaryota; Metazoa; Chordata; Chondrichthyes; Orectolobiformes; Hemiscylliidae. Bases 193 to 1053 code for a protein of 286 amino acids. Gene Ontology annotation, cellular component: P-body; CCR4-NOT core complex; CCR4-NOT complex. Gene Ontology annotation, molecular function: nucleic acid binding; poly(A)-specific ribonuclease activity.